UGAAGUGUGUGCUCUCCUCUCCGGGGUGCUCCGGGGGCCGAGGUAAUCGUAACAAAGAUGGCUGCUUCCAACUCGAGUAUAUCAAGUGAAUUUGGAGAGAAGAAGGAAGAUGAGUUUAACGAAUUUUACACUGAAGUCAAAGAGAUUGAGAAACGCGAUUCUGUACUCACGCCACAGCAACAAAUCGAAAGAUUACUACGUCCUGGGUCAUCGUACUUUAACCUGAAUCCAUUCGAAGUACUUCACAUUGAUCCUACUACGACGAUUGAGGAAGUGAAGAAGAAAUAUCGUCGAAUGUCAAUUUUGGUGCAUCCAGACAAAAAUCAAGACGAUGCAGAACGAGCUCAACAGGCUUUCGAAAUCGUCAAUAAAGCCUGGAAAACUCUGGAAAACGAAGAAUCACGAGCCAAGUGCAUGGAUGUUAUCGAAGAGGCGAAAGCACGCACAGAUCAUAUGAUAGCCGAGAAGAAGAAAAAAUUGAAGAAAGAAGGCAAAGAGGGUGCAGCUGUUCCAGUGCUUGAAGAAGAGACUGAAGAAGGUUACAGUCAUGCUGUGUGGGUGAUGACGAUGAAAUUAUUCGCAGACAUGGAACGUAGAAGACGAGAACUAGCAAUGAGAGACGCAGAACAACGCAAACGUAAACGUGAAGAGGAGCUCAGUGCAGAGGCCCAAGCAGCAAUGGAGAAAGAGUGGCAGAAAAAUUUCGAAGAGUCUCGGCAAUCGCGUGUUGACAGUUGGAAGGCAUUUCAAUCGGGUUCAGGUGCAGCUAAACAGAAGAAGACGAAAAAACUUAAGGCCUUCAGGCCACCAAAAACGAAAGCCGAAUCACGAUAAUGAAUUACGAGUAAUAAUACCCUUUGGCCUGCGGCCAAAUAUAAUUUCUCCGAUUGAAAUUCAAAAUAGUUACUGUGUGACUGCAGUGAUUGAUCAAUUUGAUAAUUGAAUAAAUUUUCCUUCUCAUAACAUUCUCGAUGUACAAGUAAAUGCAAUGGAGACCAUUACUGUCGAAUUUAAUCAAUCAAAAUGAGAAAUAAGUCGUUAUAUGCUCAAAAUAUCAUUCGCCAUAAUCUCAAUGAUGUAAUUUUGACUUAAAUAAACUUAUUUGUACACUCGAGAA
Diachasma alloeum is the source of this 1117-nucleotide messenger RNA. RefSeq names its product dnaJ homolog subfamily C member 8. The record is from RefSeq and is a predicted model, not a curated record. The transcript has 6 exons. Gene Ontology annotation, cellular component: nucleus. NCBI's taxonomy places the organism in Eukaryota, Metazoa, Arthropoda, Insecta, Hymenoptera, Braconidae. The coding region runs from base 58 to 834 and encodes 258 amino acids.